Molecule: messenger RNA, 591 nt
Organism: Dracunculus medinensis (Guinea worm)
Lineage: Eukaryota; Metazoa; Nematoda; Chromadorea; Rhabditida; Dracunculidae
Source: the annotation of a GenBank genome assembly
AUGGUGCACGUGCAAGUGGCAAAGAUGGAUCCAACAGGUUAUGUACCGCAGUCGGAUGCAAUAGCCGACAUAGCUUUACGUUAUGCUGAAACUGGAAAUCUUAGAGUGAUAAAUGUUAUAAUUUUAUCAUUCAUUAUUAUCGCUUCUUUUUUACUGAAUCUUCUUUUGCUGUCGACUAUUCUUUCAAGCAGAGCUCUCCGUGCACUUGUUCUGCACUUAUUAUUUUGCCAUCUUGCUGUGCUGAAUAUCCUCGAUGUUAUUAGCGGAGCGCUUAUUUCCAUAUUAUUCGUAACGGAUGAUUCGUGGCUCGUUGCCGACUUAUUUUGUCGAUUUACAGUAGCACUAGGAGAAGUGCGUUUCCUUUUUAUUGCAUUUAACAGCGCUUUUUCUUCUAAUAUCGGUGGAGAAUCUCAGAAAAAUCUAUAUUUCUCGUCAGACCCGCUCCGUUUGUUUCUCGGCCAGAUAAAUUUUACCAGGAAGUUACUUGGCAAUGGAAGUACGGGUGAAUGGCCAACAUUGCCUGGAUUUUCGAAGGCCAGGUCUUUACUCUUGCGGGGAUUAGGGAUUAGGACUGCACCGUCAGCGUUCUGA